AUAUUAAUUCAUAAUAAUAGUUCAUUUCUAAUUACAAAAUUAGUGAAAAUAUUUAUAUAUAAAUAUUUUGAAAACUAAAAAAUUGUUAAAAUAUUUAUCAGUAGAUUUGUUAGAAUAAUUAUAUAUAAUGAAAAGAUAUCAUGAUUAAAGUAGUUAAAAAUAUCUUAUAUUAUUAGCUUUAAUAAAAUAAAAGUUAAUUUUUUAUAUGUAUUAAAUAGUUUGCUAGUGUUAACCCGUCUUACCAACAUAUUAUAAUUUUGAACAUAAAUAUUUAUAAUUAUAAUUAUAUAGCAGAUAAAAAAUAUGAUAUAAUUUUUAUUUUUAUUUCAUAAAUGAUAAUUGAACAUAUUAAUGCAUAAUAAUAUUUCAAAAUUAAUUACGAAAUUAGUUAAAAUAUUUAUAUAUAAUUUUUAAAAAAUUGAGAUCUUGUUAGAAUCUUUUCAAACAGAUUUGUUAGAUUUUUUAAAAUAUAUAUUUUUAUAUUUAAAAUAAAAAUAUCAAAAGAUAUUAUGAUUAAAAUAGUUCAAAUAUUCUAUGUGUUAUUAGUUUAAAUACAAUAUAGUUAAUAAAAUUUCUAAAGGAUGGUCCAAAAUAAAAAAACAAACACACAUGAAAGAAGUCGUGAUUUUUAUUUUAAUAGAAUAGUUAAUUGUAAGUCCAAUAUAUUGCAUUUUUAUAUUUUAUGAAAUAAUAUAUUUUUAUAUAAACAUAAUAUAGAAAAAUUAAAAUAAUGUAAUAUAAUGAAUUAACUUAUCUCUCGUUUAUUGUAUUUCAAAUCUAUGUAUAUAUAUAUUGUUUAUAGUGUUUCAGAUAAUUAUUAACUAAAUAAAUCAGAAAUUGAAGUAUUUUUAAAAUUUUUUAGAUUUUGAAAUGAUAUGAAAUGUUAAUUAUUUCAUUCAGUAUCCAAAUUAAUAUCAUUAUCAUUCAAAGUAAUGAAAUAAAUGUUACUUCACACGAGCACACAGUUUGUAUAAUUCUAAAUUGAAAACAUCAAACUAAUUAUUUUGGUUUAUAAAUGAAUGAUAUUAAUCUCAAUUUUGUGAUUAUAUUUUAGUUGUCACAUAGGUAUGAAUGAAAGACAUAAUCUUGAAAAUACUUUAUUGUAGUGUAUAGUCAAAUGUCCGCUACAUAUUAUGAGUUUAGAUUGUUUUAGUAUAAUAUUAGUUUUUAAUAAAAUAAAGAAUAGAUAUCUAUUUUUAAUCAAUUAUGUUGAUGAUUAUAUUUUUUUAAAAGUUAAAUGCAUAUAUAACGACCUGAUUUUUUCGCUGAAUAUAAGGAGACUCCUAAUGCAAUUAAUAUGUGGUUUGAAGAUUAAAAAUGAUUGAUCAUUUUAUCUUUAAAGAAUAAAAAAACAUUUAACCAAAAAAAAUUAAAGGAUGAUCCAUUUUAAAAUAUCACACAUGAAAAAAAUCAUGACUUUUUUUUUAAUAUAAUAGAUAAAAAAUUUAAAAACAUUAACUAUAAAAUUGUUUUUUUCAGAUGAAAGAAGGCAUAAGGCUACGAUUACAUUUGAUAUAUGUUUGUCACAAAGCUAAAAUUAAAAUCUCUAUAAUUUUAUUUGAUAAUUCCGUUUUUCACGUUAACUAUCCACAAAACUAAAAUAGAAAAUUAUAUACAUAUUUAUAAAAUUAAUUUCAAAAUAUCUUAUAAUAGUAAGUAAUUAAGAUAUAUUUUAAUAUAAAAUAAUAGAUAUCAUAUCUGGUUUGGAAAAGUUAAUAUUAAAAAAAGAAAUACAAAUUUCUAUAUUUUGUCUAUAUUUAUAAAUAAUAAUAUUAUAAUUUUUGUUUUUGUUUUGGUGUUGUUAAAAGUAUAGUUUUCCUUAUGAGGCUCAAAUCAGGCGUAUAUCAAAAUAAAUGUAGGGCACAAUGUAGGAAUGUCAAACAGGUUGAUCCGUCCCGUUCCGUACCGCAGUGGGUUCGUCUUCGAGCGGAUCACGGUGGGUCAGACCCGCGCAGGCUGUGAUCCUAAAAAUGGCUGACCAAACCCGUACCGCAAAACAUGUAGGCCCUUGCGGAUCGCCCGCGGGACAUAGAAUUAUAAAUGGACAUAUGGCUCCUGAACGCUUCAAGACAUGAUUCAGGAUGCUUUAUCAAUUUCAUGACGCAUCAGUAAGUUUGUUUAGUCGAGGAUUGAACUGGAUAAAGCAAUACACUUGUUAGUUGAAGAUUUUAGUUGUAUCAAAACACUAGUUUAUUUACUUUUGUUAGACUCUAAAUAUUUUAAAAAUAAACAAUACUUUAGUAGCUGAAUCCAAAUAUUAUAACUCAUCCAAAAUUAAAUAAAACCAACACCAAAUCAAAGAUGCUAAUCCAAAAAAUAAAUAAAAAGAAAACAUCAAUCACACUUCUUGUUUUUCAUCUUUAUCACCAACAAACGACAAAAAGAUGGAAAUUUCUCUUCUUCACCAUCAACUUCAUUCUCUGCAAAUAAGAAUAAUAGAAGUCAGUUAAAGAUAUAUUGAAACCUAAAACUCCAAAAUGUAUGAUAAUGUGAACAAAUACAUAUAGGCAAGACUAUGAAAAACCCAUGGCAGGAACUAGAUCUUUUUCUUCGGUGGAAAGUGAGUUUUCAAACUUCUUAUGAUGACUCGAAGAAGCUCCACCGGUGCAGAUCGAAGGCGCAUGGGAGACCGGAAGCAUCAUUGACCCUGAAACCACCAUCACCGGAGCUAUCGAAUCACCUUCUCUCUCUCUCUCUCUCUCUCUCUCUCUUCUCUCUCUCUCUCUCUCUCUCUCUCUCUCUCUCAAUGUUUUAGGCGAAAGCAGAAAUGGGGACUUAGAGUUGUGGGUCUUUAAAAUCCCACAGGUUAAGCCCAUCCCGCUUUCGACCCGUCCCGCUUUGAACCUGUCCCGCUAGGCCUGUAAUUUUGCGGGCUUACCAAAUGGAGGCCCAAUCCCGCCUUGCAGCCUUUACAGGUCAGGCCCGCGGUCCAGGUCUUUGAUUGUCAUCCCUAGUACAGUGUACCAAGGAUGCAAAACUCAACGGCGGAUAGACUAGCACGCAAUAUUAUGAAGCAACCGUCUUUUAUCGUUCACAUGGGUGCAUAUCACCCAGUUUGGUUUACAAAAUCAGUAUGAGUCUGUAAAGUUGAUGACAAAAAAAAAGUACGGCAAUUCUCCUAAAUAGACUAUUUUCAAGUUUUGUUCACAAAAUAGACCACAAGGAAGAAAAUGAACAAACUGUUUUAUUUAAUAGGUAAAAGAACCGUAAUACCCUAAAAAUACAAAAAAAAAUAUAUAUAUUUUUUAUAAUUUUAAUUAUAUGUUUUCAAAUUCGAACUUUUUGACUAAAUCUAGGAUCCUAAUAUCCUAGAUAUACAAAAUGUUUCAUUUUGGCGUUGGAUUUUUGCUUCUGACAUCAUCUGAGAGUUUUGUUGGCCCGUUUCAUUACUCUCCAACCGCCACUGUAGGAAUGCUCAAGGAGAUAAUUGUCUCUGAAUGGCCUAAAGGUGAGCUUAGAGUCUUUACUACAAGUGCUCUUUAAGUUUGGUGAACAGUUUCUUCACUAGUGGCUUGAUAGACAAAGUCUAGGCUAUUUUAGAUCUGAUUGUAUUACUAAUCACUUGUCUUAAACUAUUAGACAUCUGUUUAGAAACUGGUUCUGGCUCUCUUCAAGACUAUUCUUUAUUCUUCUACAUUCAACAAAAUCUUUUCAUUUGUCACACUUUUGAUUUCCAGUUUUACUUUUUAAUGUGAUGUCCCUAGACAAGAAUAUUGUUCCAAAAGCAGCUAGUGACAUCAAGUUUAUAAAUGAUGGUAAGAUGUUGGAGAAUGGUAAAAUUGUUGCUCAGUGUAAAGCUCCAUUUGAUGAUCUCCCUAAAUCCGUCAUUAAAAUGCACGUUGUCGUGCAACCGUGUCCAACAAAACCAAGACCAGGUCUUAUUCUGUUGCUUUCUCACCUCAGUACAUCUUGCUUAUAGAAUGAAUGCUUAGGAGUUCUAUGUAAUUUGGUUAUUGGUUUGUUAUCUUCUCUUCUAUAGCAGAGAGGAAAAUUAAAGAGGAAGAAGCCUCACAGAGAAGCUUUUGCUCAUGUAUCAUAAUGUGAGAACAAGUACUAGAUCCAAAAUCUGAACACAAGACUUAGGAAGCUUGUUUGGAGUCUUGCUUCACUGGGUUUUUUUGCACGAAGACCGUACAAACAUAAAUUUACCAUCUUCAUGCUUCAUAUUAUGCAUUCAUCAUAAGUUCAAACAAAUCUUCAUCAAUGGCGUUAUAAAGCUGGUCUAUUGAAAGUUUAUUUUUUUGCAUUGUGAUGAAAACUCUUCUUUUGGAGAAUAAUUAUUAUAUAAGGAGAAGAGCUUCUAGUAUGUGGUUCUGUUCAUCUGUACACCUUAAGACCUAUUUAUUCUCCAUCAGUAUCUGCCCAAACAUUUGUGUCAACAAAUCAUUAACCAGUGAUAAACCGGUACAAACACUAAUGAUAUAUAUGACAUAAUCCAUACAUAAGACAGAAGUGGCAUUACCUUUCUAUUCACUUUUUAUUAUCUCUUCAGAAGUUACAUUAUCAAAGUUCAGUACUUUUUCGACUUGUUAUUAUCUCCGCAUCCAUCCAUUUCCUUAGGAAACUCAUAUUUUUAAACGUAUAUCUACUUCCGUCAAUAAUAUUUCCUUAUUUUGUACUAUAUAACUAGGAUAAGACCUGCGCUUUGCGCAGGGUAAGUUUAUUUGUAUAUAUUAUCGAUAACUUUCUUUUUAUAUUUGAUUAUUUUAUUUAUACAUAUAUAAUAUGUUUUGUUGAUAUUAUAUCAUUUAUUCCGAUGGACCGGAUCAAUUUUUUUUAAAAAACUGUUGAACUAAACUAUAAUUAAUAUAUCAUGGAUUGGUUGGAUUGGACAUUAAAUAAAUUAUGACACAAAAACUUUAGUUUUUUUCCCUGAACACAUUCUUGAAAAAAAAGUAAACAAUUUGUUUUUACAGUUGAAUUAUUUUGGCAUUUAUCUUCCAUAUGAUUUUGAAAAGUUUCGCAUCAACCAUCGAAUUGAUACAUGUCAUUUUAAUGUUUUUAGUCGUAUGCUUAAAAAACUUACAUUUUGUAAUUUACGGUCAUUUAAAAAAAAUUAAAAUAUAACAUAUAAGAAAUAAUCUAACAUAUAAGAAAAAAAUAACAUAUAAGGUUUCCUCAUUUUUGUAAUCUAAAGUCAUUUCAAAAAAAAAUAUAACAUAUAAGUUUUCCUUAUUUUUGUAAUUUAAAGUCAUUUUAAAAAAUUUAAAAUAUAACAUAUAAGAAAAAACAUAUUUUUUAUUAUAUGGUUAAUGUGAUUGUUUAAUUUUUUUUAAUAAUAUAAAAUUAAACAAAAAUGAAGAAUGAUAUAAAAAUUGUUAUCAAAUAUUUAUUAUUCAUAGUCAUUACUUGUCUUAUAUAUGUUAAUCAUAUUAUGUAAUUUCGUAGCUUUUAUUUAAGGAAAGAUUACACUUUUCUUAUAUUUUGGCUUAAUAUAAUAUUCCAUAGUAAUUGGAUUUGGACUAACAUUUUUUCAAUUGAUUCUUAAGCUGCCGCGUAAGCUAAAUUGUCAUCCUAAUUAAGUGACACAUAAGCAAAAUUUCUUUUUUUAAAUGAUCAUCAGUUAAUAUAUAUGGGAUUAAAAAUAAUUGUUAAAUAAAUUAGUUAUUAUAGAUUUAUAAGAUGAAAACAAAAAAAUAACAAUAUACUAAAUUUAAGACAAAUAUAUGUCAAAGAAAGCCUUUACUUAAGAAUAACCAAUUAUUCAUAUUAACGUCUCAAAUAUCAAGAUCAUAUAAAUAAAAUAAACUACAUGUAUAUAACUAUAUUAUGUAAUUUGCAUAAAACUAUACUAUUAUAUUUUAAUUAAUCAGUUUAUUCGGUUUGUAUGGUUUGAUCAGUUUAUAUUCUGAACCAUAUCUAUAUACCACGGUUUCUAGAAAUAACAUAUAUUCGGUUUAUGUGGUGUUACCAAAUAAACUAAUUUUUCUAUUUCGAUUUUGUUCGGUUUUAGUUGGUCCAGUUUUUACCGAAUUGAACAUCAUUAAUUCAAAUUACUAAAUCGUAGAUAGUUUGCAAACAUGUUUCUUGUACUGAAUCGUACGUAAUAUAGUCAAUUUUUUUUUGUAUUUUAUAAUUAAAUCUAAAAAUAAUUUGUAAAAAUAGAUCUCUUUUUCCAAAGGACUAAACCAAACAGGUUUUUUUUGGCUGAUUGCUAGUUGGAAAGAUGAUGGUUACUUAUCGUUUAAAUAUGAUUAGCUUAUAUGUUAACAUCGUCUAUAAUUACUAUUAACUAAUAUGAUUUGCAUUUACUAUAAUUUUACUUAACUCCCCAAAAAAUAUUUUUAGUUCUUGCCUUGACAAAGUUUUUGCAUCUUAAAUAUAAAUUUUUCAUAUUUUCACUUUUCUUUUACCUCAAGGCAAUUAUAUUAGAUAUUUAUGCAUAAAGUAUUAAGUUAAUAGUAUUGAAAUCUAUAUAUAAUAAAGGAACUAUCAUUUAUACGUAACUGUCGAUAUUUGGAGUAGAAGAUCCACGCUCUUGGUAGAUUAUUUUCUUAAACAAUGAUUAAAAGUAUUUUAAUAAGGAAACUCUCAUUUAUAUGGUCUCGAGCUUGGUUUAUUUAUACUUUUUAUCAUAUACUUUUAUGUUUGGGUUAGUAUUAGUUUCUCUAGCGAAUUGAUUUUGGACUUACACAUUAUUUUAAAUUGCUUGUCAUGCUACCACAUAAAAUUAAUUGAUAUUUUAAUUAAGUGACACCUAAAUAAUUUUUUUUAAUUAAUACAAAUUUAAAAUUACAACCUUUUAAAUUUUUUUCAGUCAAUAUAUAGGGGAUGACUUGAAGCAAGUUAUAUGGACUCAUGGAUUUGAAUGGGACUCAUGGAUUUGAAUGGUUUCAAAUCGAAAAUCUGAUUUAUUGAUGUCAUCAUUAUUACCUAGCUUUGGUAAUGUAAACGUGAGUAUAUGUAGACGUCAAACAUAUAAUUAAUAAAAUUGAUUUAUGUAAUCAAUAUGUAGAUAUAUCCACACAGAUUACGGCUUGUAAUUAUAGACAUAAUGAAUAUAUGUGCAUGUAGUAGCCUUAUUUGAGCAAGAUCGUUAAUUAUUACUCCCUUCUUUUUUUAAUAUAAGUCGUUUUAUAGCUAUGCACGUAGAUUAAGAAAACCAUUAAUUUUUUAUAUUUUCUAAACAAAAACAUCAUUAAUUAUUUACCUAACCACAAUUCAACCAAUAGAAAAAUAAAAGAUAUAUUAUCAUUGGUCAUACAACAUUAAUUACUAAUAAAUUUUACAUAGAAAACCGAAAACGACAUAUAAUUUAGAACAAAAAAAUUUCUCUACAACGACUUAUAUUAAAAAAGGGAGGGAGUAACUACAGUAUUCUGUACAAAUAAACGAUUGCUUAUGAAGGCAAAUAAAUUCGCCUAAUAUUUUCCACCUUUAAAACGGAAAGUGGAUCUUUCUUGUUUCUCAAACGUCAGUUCCUUAAUGUAUGUUCCUUUUCUAACUCCAAAUUAAUUUCGAUGGAAGACUUGGUGCAAAAGUAAUCUUCUACUAAAUACAAAAUUAACUUUUUAAACACAUACGAUCACAACCACUUCUGUAUUUCCUUAUUUAACUCGAACCGACGAUCUGGUUAAUUUAUUGAUUAUUAAUGGUAAUUUGACGGUUUGAUUAGUUAUAUACAUACUCGUUCUUACCUGCUAUACUGUAUAUAGGAGAUUAAAAGUCCACUGGAGUAUAUGUUUAUAGAGUUCCAAUUAUAUUGUUGUCUUCAACAUAGAGAAUAACAAAAAUUGAACUACUGUAGAGAUUCCAGUAUACGGUACUUAUAUGUGAUGAAUAUUUAGACUUUUAUAGUGAAUGUACAUAAUGUAUAUUUUUAUCCAAAAAGAUUUAACAUUCGCAACAGACUUCUUUGAUUACCAUUUAUAAUCAUGUGAUUUGUUCAGCUUUUGGAAGAUUCGUUAAACAGGCAAGAACAUUACUCGAAACACACAAACAACUGAUAUAUAAGGCACUCGGCCAGGACCUAAUAAUAAUGAUGAACCUAAUAACAGUCACGAACCUUAUUGAUAUAUAAGGCUGUCGGCAAGGACCUAAUGAUAAUGAUGAACCUAAUAACUCUAUUCCGCCAUUUUUAUAGGUUCAUUGAUACUGUAUUUUUGUUAAAGCUAUUAUACCUUCAUCUUCAUUGAACCUAAUAAAUCUUGUCCGCCAUUAGUAGUUAUGCAAAUAAUGCCAAACAGGUCUUAAUACAGACGGCCCGGUUUUCAUAUGUAUUAUACAUACAGUCGCCAAUGUUUUCAUACGGGUAUUAAUCUCCACUUUAAAAUCGACUUUUCUUAUGUUAUAUAAUUAUGGAAAUACGUGACAACGUUAUAUUAAACUAUGGUUUAUAUUAGGUGCUCUAGAAUUCUUAGAAAUAGGAUUUAGAAGGCAUUUAGAAGUGCCACAUAGGAUUGGGGUUUUUUUUAAUUAAUACAAAAUUAAGGUUCUAAUUUUUUAAAAGAUCCUCAAUUAAUAUAUAAGGGAUACAAAUAUUUUUCUUUAAAUAAUAUGAACAAUUAAUCAUCUUUUGCUUAAUAUUUUACUAGUGACACCUCUGUAUGAUUUGAGUAAUAAAUUGCUUUUAAUGAUUUUCAUUAUUGUUAAUAAAUAUAUUAAAAUCACUUAAAGAGUGAAUAAAAUAUGAAAAUAAAUUUGUUAUCUGAAAACUGACUAGUGGCCGCUGUAUUGUCUUGAAUUAAAUGAAUGUGCAAUACUUAUGUGAGUGAUAAACUAUUUUUAGUGAUUUUAACUAUUGUUAGAGCCAUAAUUAACCAAUUUCAUUUAAUUAGAAAAUUAGUGAAUUAUGAAAUUAAGUAAUAAUAACUUUUAAAAUCAACAAGUGUGUGGCAUUGUAUAAUUUGAAAUAAAAUUAAUAUAUAUAUAUAUAUAUAUAUAUAUAUAUAUAUAUAUAUAUCUGACUAAUAAAUUGUUGUUUAGUGAUCUUACCGAUUAUUGAUCAUCAAUAAACACACUAAGAAUGAUCUUGCUUAUUGUUAGCGUCGUAAUCAAUACUAUUAAAAGGGAAUCAGUCCUAAAAAAUCUACUUAAAAAAGGUUGUUGCACCUACUUAAUUAAUUGUUGGACCAUAUAAUAAAUCUAACUAUAAAAUAUCAAUAAACGUCUUUCAUACCCUAUAUUUUCUCCUGCAAUCAACCGAAAAUUAUAAAUAAGCAAAUCAAUUUAAUUUUAAUCAUAUGUCGAUGGUUUCCACCUUGCUAUAUCCACUUUCUUCCAUAUUAUUAUACUUACAAUAUAAAAAUAUUGUUCUAGACACAUUUUAAAUAUAUAUUGAUUGUAACACUAAGAAAUAGUGAAAUCCUCAUGUGAACAUGAAUCUGAAUAGUAUUUAAUUAUAAAAGUUACUCCAUGAAACAUUUCCUACGUAAAUUUGAUAUAUAUAUAUAUAUAUAUAUAUACACCAUGAAACAUUAGUAAUAGUUAAGUUCAUUGUUCAAUGUUUAUAAUACUAUUAUUGUCGAUUGGUUUUAAGUUGCCCCUUUAACAUUACUACCUGGAUGAUAUAUAUACCAUGUAUUUUAAUAGUAAUGAUUAUUACAAAUGAAUAACAAAAAUACAAUUUAUUAUAUGGGAAAUUUAAUCAAUUUUUUUUUAAAAAUACUAUAAGAUUUUUCUAGGUUUUUAGCAAGUCAACCAGUAUUGGUUCACUGGUUAAUAGCAGUUUUUUCGGUUAAUCAGUUUUUUAAUUAAUAAAUUUUUAUUAAAUUUAAAUUUUAUGGAAACAUAUGAGUUGAUAGAACCUCUGAUACAAUAUUACAUGAAGAACAUAAGCUAUUCUGGAUUUAUAUAUCCAUCAGGUUUACCGGUUCGACUAUAGGUCCGAAUCAGACUUGAAAGCCAUUACUUAUAUCUUAAUUUGUCUAUAAACCACAUAUGUACCCUAUUAAAAGGAGUUAAAUAACUUGUAUACUUUCUUCACACCAUUUAAAUGUGAUGCACUAUUAGUCCUCAUCAUUUGGUUUUAGUUCGAGUAUUUUAGUUUUUGGUGUUUUGGUUCUAUAAAUAUAGAAACCAUUCAGGUAUUUACAAAGUUUGGUUAGGUCUCAGUUAGAUUAUUUUGGUUUUUGGUUCGGUAACAAAGUUGGGAACUGGACCAGUUUCAAAUUUUCAAUUCCAUAAAUAUAUGAUCUACUCGGUUUAUGAAAUCCAGUUCAGCUUUGGUUUUUUCAGUAUGGUAUGGUUCAGUUCGUGCUUUUGGAUAAAUAUGCUCAGACUUAUCCAUUAUCUUAUAUUGAAAUUUGUUUAAAAGAUAUUUAAUUUCGAAAACAAACCCGCAUUUUUUAAACGCGGGUCAAAAUCUAGUAAACACAUUAAAAUUUAAGUACUUUUGCAAACGUAACUCUCAUAAAUAUUGUUUUUAUAACGUUUCAAAAAUAUUGUUUUUAGUUUUUACUAAAUGUUACAUAUUAUAUGAUCGGAAUUAAAAGAAAGGUAAUAGAUAUACACAUAUAUGUGAGUAAUAGAUUGUUGUUAAUAAUAUUGUUAGCGCCAUAAUCUAUAUUAUUAAAAGAGAAGUACAAAUUUAGACUUACCCUUAAACUUAUAAAGUAUUUACAAUCCAAUGCCAUUGAAAAUAAAAUAAACCUAUUAUUAGGUAAUGCUUGUCUUUUCUAAUUAUUACAUAAUUUCUUUAAAUAAUUAUAACACUAACAAAGAUUUCGGCAACAAGAGAAUAAAAUAUCCACUUUCCCUAUUCGUAGGUUUCAAAAUAAUCAUAAUAAACAAAAUAUUCUAAAAGUUAAAGCCAAAAAUAUUGUGGCUAAAAUCAUGCCUUUUAUUAUUUUAUGUAUAUUCUAUUAUAAAUAAUAAGCCAGUGUAAAUUCAAUAUGAUAAAUAUGUUUAAAAGUAUAAAGUAUAUAACACCAGAUUUUAAAUAGUACAUAAAAUAAAUUUAUUAUAUCUUAUCAUAAAAUUUUGAUACAUAAAAAAUAAAAAUAUUUGUGCGGAUAUAUGGAUCAUAUUCUAAAAGUGUAAGUGAUACAAUUAACGAAUUACAAGAUAAUUUAUAAUACUCAGUAUAAAUUAUAAAAUUAUUGUUUUUAGAAAUUUUAUAUUAAACAACUAUUUUAUAUGGAUAAAAUUUAAAAAUAUAGAUUACCACACUUACACAAAAUAAAUAUUUAUUUAUAAAAAUUAAAAACAAAAACUCGCGCACGAUAAAUUUUAAAAGUAUAGAUUAUUACUUACAUAAAAUAAGUAUUUAUCUAUAAAAAGUAAAAACAAAAGACGCAUGGGUGUGCGGAUCAAGGUCUAGUAUAUAAAUUAAAAUCCAACUUUCUCUGCAACACCACUUUCAAAAUAAUACUACUAGUAUUUAUGGUUUUGACUAAAGACAACACUAUUUGACCGGAUAAUGAUAUGGACUCUUAUUGUUAGAAAGUAAAAAAUAUAUGUGAGUAAUAGCUUAUCGUUUAAUGAUUUUGACUUUUAUUAACGCCAUAGUAAAAACAUUAAAAUCCAACUAUCUAUGCAACAACACUUUCAAUUAUCGUUUACUCCCUCUUGCUCCUAAAAGAUCUAUGUUAUAGUUUUUCACACUUAUUAGAAAAACAUAUAAAAUUAUAUUUUCCAAUACAUUAUUUUUUUAAUAAAUUAUUUCCAAUAACUUUUAACCAAUGAAAUUUUAUUAAAUAUAAUUGUAUUUUUGGAAAGUACAAUUUUUCAUGAAACAAUGUAUUGAAAAUAUAAAAAUGUAUAUUUUUGAAACUAUUUUUUUUCUAAAACAUGGAUCUUCUAGAAACGGAGAGAAUAAUAUUUUUUCUUAGUUUUAGUGACGUAAUAAACACAUUAAAAUCCAACCAUGCAACAAUACUUUCCAAAAAAAUACUACUUUUCAGUUUCAAUUACAGACACCAUUAUCUGAUCAAAACUUAAAAAGGUAAUAGAUUGUCGUUUAAUGAUUUUGCUCGUUAUUAGCACCACAGUAAACACAUUAAAAUCCAGCCAUCUAUGAAACAUUAAUUUCAAAAGUGCUACUCUCUCUGUUCCCGAAAGUAAUAUUUUCUAAAGUGUUCACGCUUAUUAAGAAUUCAAUAAAUGUUUAUAAUUUAAUUUUUCCUUUACUUUAUUAUACACUUUUCAAUAACUUUUCACCAAUGAAAUUUAAUCAAUUCAAAUAUUUUCAUUUAAUGUUUCUUAAAAGUAUAAAAAGUACAUUAAACAUAUAGAAAAUCUAUCUUACUGGAACAAGUAAACAAUCUAAAACAUCUUAUUUCAGGAACGGAGGAAGUAUUGUUUUUUUUUUGUUUUGAUUAAAGACAUCAUUAUAUGAUUGAAACUUAAAAGGCAUUAGAUUUCUGUUUAAUGAUUUUUCUCAUUAUUAGCGCCACAAUAAAUACAUUAAAAUCUAACCAUCUCAAUAACAUCACUUUCUAAAUAAUACUAUUUUUAUUUUUGAUUAAAGAUGACACUAUAUGAUCAAAACUUAAAAAGGAAAUAGAUUGUCAUUUAAUGAUUUUGUUCAUUAUUAGCAUCGCAAUAAACACAAUUAAAUCUAACCAUAAUUACACUAUUUGAUCAGAAUUAGAUAAAAAUAAUAUAUAUAUCUGUAUAUAUCUAUACAAUACUAAAAGCCACAUAUAGUGAGCAGGGAGCUUGCCACGUCACUUAAAAUAAUCAACCAAUAAGAACAUUUCAUUUUUUUGGACUUAAAUUUACGUUUGGACUGUGUGUAUAUGUUUGGGCUUUGUUUUCAUUUAACCUAAAAACCUAAAACUAAGACCCAUACCUAAAUCUAAGACGUGAUGCCAAGGCUUUUCUCCUCCGCCACUUCAUCUUCUCUCUUCUCCUCUACGUCUUCUCCCCGUGAAACCAAUUCGAGUCUGUUUUCUUCAAGAGUGAAGGAAGCUGAUUGAGGAUAUAGAUGAGUACGACGGUGACGACCCUCUCUUCCCAUGGAUAAAGUGUGUUAAAUGGAUGCAGGAGGCGUUUCCUCCGGGUGGAGAGUGCUCGGGUCUGUUGGUGAUAUACGAGCAGUACGUGAGAAGUUCUGGCACUCGGACCGGUACAAGGAUGAUCUUCGUUACCUCAAAGUCUGGUUGGACCGAGCAUUGCGCUGAUGCGGAAGUGAUUUAUAAGUUUUUGGAGGUUAAUGAUAUUGGGAGGACGCAUGGUUUUUACUACAGAGAUUAUGGGUUGCACAUGGAGUAUAAGGGUAAGGUGAAGACUGCUAAUGAGAUCUUCAAUCUCGGAAUCUCUAGGAAUGCAAAGCCUGUGGAGAAGUUGAAUGAUGCUUACAAGAAGUUUAUGUUGAGAACUAUGAGAAGGACCACAACAGUUGAUGAUGAGCCAAAGGAGAAUGACUUACCAUCAAGAAGCUUUGGGACUGUAUUGUCAAGGGGAGAUAAUAGUAAUACAGGAAGACAAGCUUUAGGACCACAAGAAAAGAGAACAAAUCUGAAUCACUCAUCCAAGGCACCUUUGGCUGUGUACAAGGAUACUAUAACGGGGGAUCAAACAGAGUCGGACAAGUCAAAACCAGAGUUUGGUUCUUGGCUUAUGCUUGGAGGCAGAGCAGAGAGGAACACAGAAAACAAUGCCUUACAUGGAAAAUGGGCAGCAUUCAAGGUUCCUCAGAAACCCAUUGUGAGAACUGCUGCUUCCUCUUUUGAGGUUUUUGUCGAUGAAGAAGAAUGUACAGACAGUGAGGGAGUAGAGAAAAGGAAGAAGAUUGAAACCAUCUCACCAUCAUCAUCAAACGUUUUGCCACUUAAUGAUGGCCGUGAGAUAAAGAAGUGCAACGCAUCGUAGAGGAUCCUUCCGUACUGGUGGCUACAUACGAAGGGACGCAUAACCACUUAGGUCCAACGCUUCUAAAGGGAAUGUUACAUGACAAGUUGGAUCACGCACUGUGACUUUGGAUAUGGUUUAUGGUGGGCAUAGAUUAGCUGUGGAGAAGAAUGAACGUGGCUGCUAUAUCUGGGAGGUUGAUGGAGCAGUCUAGAACAUGAAGCUUUCAUUGAAUGUUUUUGUUUUGAUCUUCAUCCACGGAAAUUAGGAAUGCAUUUUCUACUCUUUCGAAUUGUAGAGGUUACGUGAGAAAAAAUGAGAACUUAAGUGUAUAUAAAUAUUACAUGAAAAAUCAUUAGCAUUCAAGUAAAUUUAAAUGUCAUUUGUUUUAAAUGUUAGAAGAAAGUUGAUUCAAUUGGAGCAAUUAAGGGAAAAUAUUCAUGAAAAUAUGGUAUAUGUAUGCUAUGAUAUUCACUUGGAACCAAGACAUCCUUAAUAAACAUGCUACAAUAGUUAGGGUGAAAUUUGGUGUUAUAUAAUCAAACUCUUUGAAAUAUUUAAUACCAUAACAUUCUGAAAAAAUAUUUUUAUAAUGGAAGCAUCACAGUAUUUUAUAUUUUAAAUUAAAUGGAUAUCUUUAAUAAAUUCAAAACAGUUUUUUCAUCAAAAAUUUAAGAAAUAAUAAAUUUAUAUUCCUUAUAUUUUCUGAUAAGAAUUUACUUUAUAAAUAAAUAUAAACUCGGUGAUAAACGUCUUCAUCAUCUACAUCUAUAUGUAUGCUAAAUCAUUAUAAUGUAAACAUGAGUAUAAAAAUAAAAUAUAUAAAUAUAAAAUAAACAAAAGAAAUAAUUGUAUUAAAUAACAAAAAUACAAUCAAUAUUAUUCUAUAUAUACUAAUGUAUAAUAAAAUUAUUGUAAGGAUUAUAUUUUAUAAGUUAACCAGUAAUAUUUAUUUCAAAAAAAAUCUAUUCAAUUAUUCUAAUAACAUGGUUAGCGUUAUUUUCAUAUAUAAUAAUACAUAUAAGAUUCUAACAAACAUGUAUAUUUAUAUCCUUUCUCAAAAAGAAAACAUGAAUCUUACACUAUUAAAAGGAGAAUAUGAAGCCCUCUUAAGCUGUCCACGUUAGCGAAAAAAUUCGCAACCAAUCAUUUGUCCAUGUCAUCAUGGAUGUUAAGUUGUUGGACCACGAAUAUGUGCUGUGUAAUAGGCCAUUUAGUUUUAAUGACCCAUUUGUUUUGUCAUCUUCUUGCUCCAACCUAAUUUUGUUACGACGUCUACAGAAGACAUUCCAGAACUCACUGUCUUUCUAUCUCUUCCGUAUAACGCCUGCGACGGCUAUAGUGACGAAUUAAAGCUACUUAAUUACUCAUCUAGACAAAUCGGCGUCUAACUUUCAACAUCCCUCCUCUUACUCAAUCAUAACGAUGCUUCCUCAAGCCAAAAAUCUAUUGCUCGGAUCCUCAAAUCCAUUCCUAGCUUUAUGGCAAAUCAAACGGCAGUCACCACCACCCAAAUUCAUUCUCCACAUUUCUUCAGUAAGGUUUCAUCAGGACCUGGAGAUUCCCAGUUGCUUUUUAAGCUAAUCUAUUUAUGGAAAGCUCGCAAUAAUUCCAAAGGAGACAUCAUUCUCGGCCUUGAGAUGUUGAUGAUUGAUGAAGAGGUAUGUGUCCAUAUUUCAAUAUUAUGCUUCUGAUUUCAUACAUAUCUCUGAUUUUUUUCUAACAGAGAGAGAAUAUGUUAACAAGAUUCUAUCCUGAAACUCAACACCUAAGAAUUUUUAACGUUAAGAGAUAAUUUUUAAGAUUUGUUAAAUAAGUGACCAUCUAUGAAUAUGUUAAUGUUUCUCAAUAUCCUUUUAUGUAGUAAUGAAAUACAGAAUUGUUCAUAUUGAAAUCUACUACAUAUUUCACAUUUUUAUAACAAAUAAUCAUUUACAAAAUAAUAAAUACCAGAAAGUUUAAUAUUGAAAAUAAAUUAUGGCUUCAAAACUUAAAGAAUUGCUGAGUCAUUUUAUUGGUUAUCAAAAUUUACAGAUUUAAGUAUUCAAAAUUAUUACACAUUUCUAAAAUUAUAUAUUUAUAUGAAAUAAAAGUUAUUUACCUAUACUUCAGAAAAUAAUUCAAAAUCAAUCAGAUGAUAUAUAAGAAAAUAUAUUAUAUACAUAAGAUGAUAGAAUUUUUUUAUUUUAUUAAAUGUAGAGUAUUUUAAAUUUUAAGAAAGAUUUAAACAUGGUUACGAAAAGAUUAAUAAAGACAUUUAAUAUGUUAACAUAAAUUAAUGAUAUUUCAAACAAAAAAAUAUAUCGAAACAAAAAAA
Messenger RNA from Brassica rapa (field mustard), 16051 nucleotides. RefSeq names its product mitotic spindle checkpoint protein BUBR1-like. Gene Ontology annotation, molecular function: protein kinase activity. The record is from RefSeq and is a predicted model, not a curated record. NCBI's taxonomy places the organism in Eukaryota, Viridiplantae, Streptophyta, Magnoliopsida, Brassicales, Brassicaceae. Gene Ontology annotation, biological process: meiotic sister chromatid cohesion, centromeric; mitotic spindle assembly checkpoint signaling.